Messenger RNA from Nylanderia fulva, 6151 nucleotides. Its product is annotated as dipeptidyl peptidase 4 omega. Gene Ontology annotation, molecular function: dipeptidyl-peptidase activity; serine-type peptidase activity. Gene Ontology annotation, cellular component: plasma membrane. Gene Ontology annotation, biological process: proteolysis. Lineage: Eukaryota; Metazoa; Arthropoda; Insecta; Hymenoptera; Formicidae. The record is from RefSeq and is a predicted model, not a curated record.
UCAAUCGGAAGGUUGUUGGCGAAAUAGCUCCGUGAUUUUCGCCCGAUAUUUCUCUCUCUCGCGCACGAACGGGAGUGUCGGAUCGCACGAGAAGUGAUCGUGCAUCGAAAUUAUCACGUGGGCACUUUCGUGUUAAUCGACGCGCGCGUCAACGAGCAUGCAUUUUCUGCCGGUAUUUUGCGGGUUAGAGCGAGAAGAAGUAAGUCGGCUCGCGCGGAACGGCGCGAAGUUGUCGCCGGAAGGACGAGUUACUAUCGUUCGACGUGAUAGAUCAGCUGUUUUCGUUGAAUCUCGCGCGCGACCGAGUGUCGGAAGUGCCGAAUAAUACGAGGAAUGUUUUAGUAUAUUUGAAAUAGUGAAUUUUUGUGAUUGAAAAGUGCGCGACGAUAAUAUUUGUAUUUUCGAUCGAUACGCGAGUUCGCGAGUGAAUGAUAAAAAUAUGUCGCGUCGCGGAGUGGAGUGAGGUUACUAUUUAAAUUGAGUCGUGUCGCUUUGAAAGCGUUUCGGCGAAAUCGAUAUACAUUUCCUUUUUAGCGGAGUCUCGCGUGUACAAAUAUACAUAUAUCGGGUGUGCCGAGUUUUUCUGACGCUGCGUAUUCGUGUGAACGAAUGUUUGGAUGUAACGACGUUUGGACCAGUCGAGGAUAUUAUGACAUCAGGGUACCAACCGGAUCUCAUGACGAAGACCAAGCAGCGAUAUCGAUGGCGUUUGCUGAUCUGCGGCAUCGUCAUCAUCGUCGUCCUGGCUCUGGUGAUCGCCGCGGCGAUUCUUCUGACCGGCAGUCCUGAUUCCGCUGCGUCGAGAACAAACAGCGCACCCGGUAUCUCCCUGGAGGAAUGGCUGUCCGGUUCCUUGUCUCCCAAGAGCUUCAACGGCACGUGGAUCAGUGGAGACGAGAUUCUCUACCGGGACGAGAUAGGUAAUUUAAUGAUCUACAACGUCAGCUCGGCCGCAUCCAAGAUCCUGUUGGAUUCCAACAAUCCCUCCUUGUUGUCGAGCUUUGAUCAUCAGUUAUCCGCCGACAGGAAGUAUCUGUUGCUCGCCCUCAACUAUCAAAAGCUGUACCGUCAUACAUACCUGGCCCAUUACAGGAUUGUGAAUCUGGAGACACUGACCGAGACGAUUCUGGCGGUGAACGAAUCUACACCUUUGCAACUCGCUACCUGGGCGCCACGAAACAACGCCCUGAUCUACGUCUAUCAAAAUAAUAUCUACUAUCGACCGGAAGCAGAAGUGCCCAAUGAUUAUCAGAUCACUCACACCGGAGUGUUCGGCACCAUCUACAACGGAGUACCGGACUGGGUGUACGAGGAGGAAGUAUUCAGCUCGAACAAGGCGCUUUGGUUUUCUCCGAGCGGCAACAAAUUAGUCUUCGGCUAUUUCGACGACUCAAAUACUCCCAUUAUGACCAUACCGUUUUACGGAUAUCCCGGAAGCUUAACUUUCCAAUACACCUCGGCGAUACCAAUCCACUAUCCUAAGAGUGGCACGACGAAUCCGACGAUCAAAUUGUUUUGCGUCGAUCUCGAUAUGGUGGUGCAAGGUAAUAACGUGACCCUGAUGGAGAUCGAGUAUCCCUCCGAGCUGUCUACCACCGAGAGGAUUCUGUCGGCGGUGGACUUCCCUACGGACAGUCUCGUGUACGCGACUUGGAUGAAUCGUGUGCAGAACAGGGCGUAUUUCCAGCUCUGCGACGUCGACAGUCUGCUGCCAAAUUGCACGAUAGCGCUCUCGUACAGCGAGAAAAAUGGCUGGGUGGAGCAGUUCGAGGCGCCUAUGUUCAGCAAGGACGGUACAUCCUUUCUCCUGAUAUUACCCCAGAAACAGAAGGACCGGGGCAAUUGGCGACACAUUGUGCUCGUUACAAAUGCAACCAGCGGCAAUCCGACCACCACCGCCCUCACAUCCGGCCACUUCGUCGUGACGGAGAUAGUAUCGUGGGAUCAGGAGGACUCGUACUUAUAUUACUUGGCAACUUCGAAACGCGACUCAGCGGUUCAGCAUUUAUAUAGAGUGUCGUUGUUAGAUAUGGACCACAAGUCGGUGUGUUUAACUUGUAACAUUGUCAGAGAGAAGGACGGCAGUCGGUGUUUGUACAACAGCGCUACAUUCUCCACUGACAAUUCGCAUUACGUGCUCACUUGUGCUGGACCUGGAGUACCCGACAUAAGCAUCUACAAUAAGAAUUUUACGUUGCUCUCCGUGUGGGAGGACAACGACGUGGUAACUGAGAUAAUAGACGAAAGAUCGCAACCGAUCGUUCAGAGAUACAAAGUUCCAGUUCCUGGUGGCUUUAACGCCCAGGUGAGGCUGCUGAUACCACCCGGUGCUGAUUUGAGCGGUGCCACCAAGUAUCCCAUGCUGGUUUAUGUGUACGGUGGACCAGACUCGUAUCAGGUGACGGAGAAAUUUAACAUAGAUUGGGGCAUGUAUCUCGUGACGAACAAAAGCAUUAUAUAUGCCGCCAUCGACGGCCGCGGCUCCGGAUUAAUGGGCAACGACAUGCUGUUCGCUGGAUACCGGCAUCUCGGUACCGUCGAAAUUUUCGAUCAGAUCAACGUUACCAGAUACCUGCAGAACGAGUUUUCCUUCAUCGACCGUGCAAGAACGGCAAUAUGGGGUUGGAGUUAUGGUGGAUACGCGACCGGCAUGACACUCGCCAUGGAUUUAAAGGGUGUCUUCAAGUGCGGCAUGUCUGUCGCCCCCGUUACGGAUUGGGCUCUCUAUGAUUCGAUUUAUACCGAACGGUUUAUGGGUUUGCCAACCGUUGCUGAUAAUCUACAGGGUUACGAGCAGGGUCAGUUACUCAACAAGGUUGAAAAUAUUAAAAAUAAGAUGUACUAUUUGAUUCACGGAACUCUGGAUGACAAUGUGCACUAUCAACAAUCGCUUAUGCUUGCGAAAGUGUUGGAACAGAAAGAUAUUCUCUUCAGACAACAGACUUACACGGACGAGGAUCACGGUAUCGCCCAAUCACGAGCACAUCUGUACCAUUCGUUAGAAAACUUUCUGGACGAAUGUUUUCAGACGUCAUGAUCGGAGCAUAGAAUAGUGAUGACAAUCUAGGACGCUGUACACCACCUGCCUCACACUUACCAGUUGUAAAUAAUCUAAUUAUGUGUACAGAGUUUAUGUACGAUAUGUAAUAUGAGCGUUUUUAGAAAAUGUGUACAUAAGGGUGAAAUUGUCGAGGAAGAGUGGGAGGAUGAACGAGAGAGAGAAAAAGAGAGAGCGAAAAGAAAAAAAUGCAAAAGAAAAGAGGUAUAUUAAUUAGUAACCAGUAAACGCGAAAAAAGCUACCGCAAGGCAGGUCUGUGAGACAAACAUGUUUGAUACAUUUUUUAAGAUACCCGGUCAAACGGUGCAUCAAAGGCCUAAUAGCGGCGCGGAUUCCGUCGCCUAGCUAUUUCACACCCCCCACAAAGUGUUAGAUAUCGUAUUGUUGCAGUUCGUACUUAUUAUUCGCGGCUAUGUUUUAUCUCAGCGUUUUUUCUUCGAAUGUCUUUAUUAAUUAUUAUUAAUGCGCGAACUGUUGUUUUCCGGAUGGUCAAACGAAUCGAUUUAACAUGAUAAAUUUUCCAUUCUACGUAAUUAAAUUAAAUUACAAUUAAAAAUAAAAUAAAUUAAUAAAUUAAAUUAUAAGUUCACAGUUUUAAAUUAGUUUAAUUGCGUUUUUAUCUAGAAUAUCACGUCCUAUAUUUGUUCAAUUCUUCUAUCACGGUGUCUGGUACGACAAUUAAAUCACUUUAGAAUGUUCACAUAUAUGAGUUCAGUUGCUAACUUGAAACGAGACUUCUUAAAAUGUUGAAAAAUCUAAUUUUAUGAAAUCAGAUUUGAUACCGCAUAAUAAAAUAGAAAAAAAGAUUCUUUUUAUAAAAAUCCGUAGUUUCUAUAAUAUAGAAAUUCUAAAAAAGAUAGCUUCUAUAUUAAAAUGCUUUUUUGAAAAAAGAAUAUUUGUAGAAUAUAGAAGAAUAUUUUUAAUAUUUCAAUAUUUAAUGUAUGUGUAAUUUGAAAUAAGUUAUUAUUCCACAAAAUAUGCAAUAUUCUUAAAUUUAGUUUACAAGUUGAUAAUAUAUUAAUUAUUCUUUCCGUCACAUAAAUAAUUUAUAUCAAUAUACUUGUAACGAUAAAAAAAUAAAAAAUGAAAGUACGCUAUCGUGUACAUUGUCCGACAAUAAUAUUACCGACGAUAUUCUGAAAUAAUUAUUACGGCCUAUUCAACGCAACAUGUAAACUAUUCAUAUUCAAAACGCAUUUGUUAAGUAUUUACAAUGCAAUACUUAAACUUUCGAUAAUAAAUUGAUAAUCAAUAUUUAAACGCGCUCAGUAAUUUUUUAAUUUUUAUGCAAAACUAAAUUUUCUGAACUCAUAUAUGUUAUCUUAAGGCUCUGGAAUACUCAGCAAAAAGUUAAGUAAAACUUUCAUAAAAAAAGGAAUAAAUUAAUAUCGCUUACUCUGAUAUACAAAUUAAUUAAUGAUUAACGAUUAAUGAUUGCUAGUGCUACAUAAUUAUAGCGUUAUGCUAAUCGAAAGAUAAAAUAAGAAAUAUUGUACAAGCACAAAUUUUUGCCAAUUGAACUCUACAACAUUCGCCGACAAUGUAACCAAUUAAUGUAUAAUAUAAAAAUCAAACUUUUGCAUAAAAAAGAUGGGAUUGCGCCACUUAAUUUUUGAAAUGUAUUUAGAGAAGAUUGUUCUUGAAGCGUUAUAUAUUUUCACAGUAUUGUUUUACGACUACUGUAACGUUAUUAAUAUAACGUAAUUCUGAAGAAAGUGCAACAACACAAAACACGAUAUAAUCGAUGAAAAUUAUAUUCAAAAUAGUAGUACCAAGUUUUUAUAUGUUUGCAGAAUCUGAAAAUAUAAAAGUAAUGUUUGUAACGAUUUAUGAUAUCUAUAAUGUCUAUAAUCAGAUAUGUAAUUAUAGAUAUUAUUUUUAGUAUGUCGAUAAAUCGUUGCACAUUUUGAAAAGGAGGUAUUUCAUUAUGAAAAUAUGUACAAAGACAUUCCCAGAAGAAAAUAACGUAUAAAUAAAGGUAUAUGAUAAUGUAUACAGAUGAUUAAAAUAUAUGUUUUUCAUAAGACGUAUGUAUAUUACAUGCUGUCAAACAUAAUACUGAAAAGUGUGAGCAUCAUGUUUAAAAUAACAGCAUUUUGUAAAAAAUUAAUUCCAAUAUUUUAAUAUAUAAAUUAUUAGGAGCGCGCUUUCACGCGAAACAUAUAUAAAUAAUAAAAUCCUAUCUUUCGAGAUCUUUUGGAAUCUAUCUUAUCACACGGCAAAACGGUUUUGUUGUCAACAUUAUGGAUAUCUAGUGCUGUUAAUAUCUCAAAUAUAUGUUGGAGUCUAAUAAAAUUAUAUAUAAAGUUAAAUAACUUGAAAUAAAUUUAAAAUAUUUUACUCUAGUUUUCUCUCUUGCUAUAACUUGCUAUACUUGUCUACUAAAUUCAAGUUGAAAAAUCGAUUUAAACUUUUUUCAAAGGUAGAUUAAUUUAAGAGAGCAAGUUUUUUAAAAGUUUAUGAUGCGUGUUUAAAAUUUACUUGAAGGAAUAAGAAUUCGUGUGUUUCAUAUUAUAUAUCGAAUUGUAUCUUUUAAUUGUAGAUGUAAAUUUUACUUUCCUAUAUUGUAAUGUUUGUGCUGUGGGUAUACCAGAGUAUUAAGAAAGUGCAAUUACAACACUUUAUAUAUCAUAUAUUUGUAUUUCUAUAGUUUAUAUAAAGUCUACUAAGUAACUAUAUAUAAAAGUUAGGCAGCAAUUAGUUUAUCGACAUAUUUUCCUUAAAAUGAGAUAUCAUAUCUAUUUCUUAUUAUUAUUAGAUGGGCAAAUAUUAGUGCCAAUGUGUAAAUGCACACAUAAGUAAGGAACUAUCGACAAAUUCUCUGACUAUUAAAGUUUUUUAAUACAAGGACCACUGUGUGUAACAAUUUCAAGAGUGGAUCAAGAUGAAUUUAUUAAAAUAAUUGUUAACUUUUAUCUUGACACACACGUGUUGUAUAUAGAAAAUAACUUGAACACUUAAAUAAGGUAACAGAGCAUUGUUAGAAAGAAGAUAUUGUAACAAUGACCCAGUAGAAUUAUAAAAUUGAGGAUGUACUCUCUUUCACCACUAUUUGUUGAGUGUAUUAUAAAUAAAGCUCUAUGUUUUAUUAA